AUGGACGCGAUUAUUGCAAAAGCUCAAGGAGCUACGCAUUCGCUGUCAUUAUGGGCAACAGGUCCAUCAAUUCCAUAUGCAAACUUCAGUGAGGAAAAGAUUCCGGAGGUUCAUGUACCACAGUCAGAACUUCUUAACAAAUAUGACUCCCUCACAAAAACAGUAAGGAUUACAGCAUACUGCUUGCGUUUCAUUAAGAAUUGCCAAUCAGCUAAGCGAGUUCAGGGAGAACUAUCAGUCUUAGAACUAGCUGAAGCAGAAAACAAGCUUGUAAAAAUACUUCAAGCUGGUCAUUACAACCGAGAACUUCACAGAUUGCGUCAAAAUCUGUCUCUUCCAUCAACGAGCAAAAUUCUCAGUCUAAAUCCAUUUCUAGACAAUGAUGGGAUUAUGAGAGUAGGAGGUAGAUUGGAAAAAUCGGAGCUUUCUUUUAAUCAGAAGCAUCCAAUUCUUAUACCUCACAAGACGCAUUUUGCCACACUCAUAAUUAGAGAUGCUCACGAGUCUACAAUACAUGGCGGCAUAUCCUUAACAUUAAACUACUCAAGAAACAAGUACUGGAUUCCAAACUCCAGGAAUACAGUAAAAACAAUCCUGGAUAGAUGUGUAUAUUGUUUUAGACAGAAGAGGCAUACCCCAAAUCAAUUGAUGGGAGAUCUCCCUCAAAAUAGGGUUACUCCUUCUUCUCCUUUUGCGUCAUGCGGUAUUGAUUUCGCGGGUCCAUUUUACACAAAGGCAUCAAAAGGAAGAGGAAUAACCAAAAACAAAGGCUACAUAGCUGUGUUCGUGUGCUUUAGCACCAAAGCUGUGCACUUGGAGUUAGUAAGUGAUCUGUCGACAGAAACAUUCAUUGCGGCUCUCAAGAGAUUUAUAGGCAGGCGAGGAAAACCUGCAAAUAUCUACAGCGAUAACGGAACAAAUCUCGUGGGAGCAAAGAACACUCUUGACAGUGAACUCAGAAAUGCGACCGAAACUGCCUCAAAAUCCGCUGCAAAAUAUGCAACGGACGAGGGUAUCCAAUGGCAUAUGAUUCCACCCGCAGCUCCACACUUUGGUGGACUGUGGGAGGUAGCGGUGAAGUCGACCAAAAAGCACUUAAAGGCAUUGAUGUCCGAUAUUUCACUCACGUUUGAGGAAUUUACCACGGUUCUAACAAGGGUUGAGGCAGUUUUAAAUUCUAGACCAAUUGCCCCCCUGUCGAAUGAUCCUAAUGAUCUGGCCACGCUGUCCCCGGGACACUUCCUGAUCGGAAGGCAAAUGCUUGCGCCCCCAGAGGAACUGGUUCAAGAAGAAAAUCCUUUGAAGAAAUGGAGGACAGUCACAAGACUACAACAGGAGCUUUGGAAAAGAUGGUCGCGAGACUAUCUUCAGCAGCUUCAACAAAGACACAAAUGGAAACAACAGAAGGAACCCAUCAAGGUUGGAGAACUUGUCGUGAUGAUAGACGAAAAUUCCCCUCCUCAGCAAUGGCCACUCGCCAGAGUGACUGAAAUACACCCAGGGGAAGAUGGGCUACCCAGAGUAGCAGAUAUCAAAACCAAAAUGGAUUAA
Messenger RNA from Phlebotomus papatasi, 1551 nucleotides. RefSeq lists its product as uncharacterized. The record is from RefSeq and is a predicted model, not a curated record. Gene Ontology annotation, biological process: DNA integration. Gene Ontology annotation, molecular function: nucleic acid binding. NCBI's taxonomy places the organism in Eukaryota, Metazoa, Arthropoda, Insecta, Diptera, Psychodidae. The transcript has a single exon. Bases 1 to 1551 code for a protein of 516 amino acids.